Molecule: messenger RNA, 1803 nt
Organism: Nerophis lumbriciformis (worm pipefish)
Lineage: Eukaryota; Metazoa; Chordata; Actinopteri; Syngnathiformes; Syngnathidae
Source: RefSeq, a predicted model, not a curated record
AUGGAAAAAGCCGACGUCUGGCCCUCGAAGAAGGCUGAAAAUGUGGAUCCAGAUAGGGUAAGAAUAUGGCCACGUAUGGAGCCCUUCCUCCUGGGUGCCCUCCAGGUGGCCCCCUCCUCCAAACUCGGCCUCCACUACCUACGCAAGAUGGCUACCUAUGUACGCACCCGUGAUGGCUGUUUCCCUUCGUUGGCCUGGCCCAUGUGGAAGCACAUUGCUUGUGGGAAGCUGCAGCUUGCAGAAGACCUGGCCUGGCUCUACUUCGAGACCUUUGACCUCUUUACUAGCCACUCACCUGCAGACAGACUUGAGUGGGCAGAGAGUCUUUCACAGUGUUCAAACAAAAGUGAGCUUGACCAGCAAAGAGGAAAGAUGUCCGUGGACACGCUGCAGUUCCUCCUCUUCCUCCACAUCCAACAGCUGAAUCGCGUGUCUCUGCGUAACUCUCUCAUUGGUGAAGAGUGGCCCAGCCAUCGCGCACAUUCUCCAUCUCCGUCGGAACGUGAGGCCAAGACCAACACUCAGAACAAGAAUUGGGACGACCAGGCCCACCUUUCCUUUACGCAGAGCCACUUGACGGAACUUCUGGAGCUGCUGGUGGAACCGGAUCAACUGUCUGAGUCAGGGAUAGCCCGGCGUGAUUGUCAGAUCUCCCUGGUGGCUGUGCGCAGCUUGGGCCUGCUCCUGGAGGGCUCAGUGCACCCAGGAAGCGCUGUCCAGCCUGUCCAUAGGUUGCUGAGUAAAGGUCCACUCCAAAUGCAUGCGGGCUACUCUUCCCUCAGCCAUUCUUUCCCACUCAACCAGCUUAUCUCCUGUCUUCAACACAACCUCACCCACAAUCCCUUUGGAAUAACGUCCUGCUUGCGCUCCGGGAAGAGGCUAGCCUGGGCACAACAAGUCGAGGGGGCCAUAAAGCGUGCCAAGAUAGCCCGAAACACUCACUUGGCUCCAGCGGGCAGCAAGAUGGUGCUCAUGUCUCAAGUGUGUAAGCAGACCCUGGCCAAGACCUCUGACAAAAUGACUGGAGCCAACAUUAAGAUCCACCGCUGUUCUGACGCCUACAUCUACCUCCUUUCGCCUCUCAGGUCUGUAAAUGUGGACAAGUGCAGAGAUUGCACAGUGAUUCUGGGUCCAGUGGAGACCAGCGUGCAUGUGCACUGUUGCCAGAAUGUGAAGGUAGUGUGCGUGGCGGGCAGACUCGUCGUCGGGGCCUCGUCGCGCUGCACGCUCCAUGCUCUGACUCCCACACGCCCGCUGCUCCUGCCGGGCAAUACCGACAUCACCCUGGGCCCCUUCCACACCUUCUACCCAUCCCUGGAGGACCACAUGGCCAGUGUGGGGCUGGCGGUGGUACCCAACUUGUGGGAUCAGCCCCUGCUGUUGGGGAAUGACCCAGUAAAGGCCUCCGCUAACCCAGACCUGACUUGCUACCGUCUCCUACCCCCGGAGGAGUUCCACAUGCUGGUGGUGCCUUUCCAUAUGGAGGGAGAUACGUGCGAGGUACCGGGGGAGUUGGCGCCCCGCUAUCAGGCAGCACUCGAUGACAAACAAAAGAGGAUACAAAGAUGGCAGAAGACAGUCAUGGAGGCUCAGCUGAACAAGGAGCAAAAAUGCAAGUUCCAGGAGCUUGUGGAGGCUAAGUUUCACACGUGGCUGCAGGAGACUGGACAUAGACAGGAAUUGGACAGCCUUAUCCCACCGUCCCUGCAGGUCUCGAACGGCGACCCAGUGGCUGAGACUUCAGUGAACAACGUCAAGUUUAUGAAGACAAGAGAGGCAAUGGCUUCACCAAUGGCUUUUUGA